Molecule: messenger RNA, 918 nt
Organism: Penicillium antarcticum
Lineage: Eukaryota; Fungi; Ascomycota; Eurotiomycetes; Eurotiales; Aspergillaceae
Product: SDR family NAD(P)-dependent oxidoreductase
Exons: 4
Coding region: 1-918 (305 amino acids)
Molecular function (GO): oxidoreductase activity, acting on the CH-OH group of donors, NAD or NADP as acceptor
Source: RefSeq, a predicted model, not a curated record
AUGGCCCCUUCCGAUCGCCUCAAUCAGGUCAAUGAGCACCUCAAUUAUCCAGCCGGCGUGCUAGCCGGCCAAGUCGCCAUCAUCACCGGCGCAGGCCAGGGAAUCGGCGCAGAGGCCGCACGUCUAUUCGCAAACGAAGGCGCAAAGGUCAUUGUCGCUGACAUUGAUGCCAAAAAAGCCAAUGCCGUAGCUGACGCCAUCAACUCGGUCAAGGCCGGCCGUGCCCUUGCGGUUGUUGGUGACAUCCUUGACGGCGACUACAUUACCGAGCUUGUGAAGCGCGCAGCUGAAUUCGGCAAUGGCAAGAUUCACAUUAUUGUGAAUAAUGCUGGGUUCACUUGGGAUGGGGUUAUUCACAAGAUGACCGAUAAACAAUGGGAUACCAUGCUGGCAGUCCACAACACAGCGCCCUUCCGCCUCGUGCGCGCAGCAGCACCCUACUUCCGUGUGAAGGAUCAAGAACCACGCGUGGUCAUCAAUAUUAGCAGCACGAGUGGAAUCCACGGUAAUGCCGGCCAAGCCAACUACGCCGUCGCAAAAGCAGGCGUAGUAGGCCUAACAAAAACAAUCGCAAAGGAAUGGGGUCCUGCCUUCGGCGUCCGCUCAAACACCAUCGCCUUCGGCUACGUAACGACGCGCCUAACGGCUGCCAAGGAAGAAGGCGCCUUCAUCACGACUCCGGACGGUACAAAGGUUGCUCUUGGAAUUCCGGGUAAGCAGCUUGCUAGUAAGAAGGGCUCUGCUGCGGAGGAAGAGAAGAAGAAGAAGGAGGCUGAUGCAAAUGCGUACCCUGACAUUCCGCUGCGGCGACCUGCUAGUCCUGUUGAGGCUGCUAGGUCUAUUCUUGGGGUUGCUUCGCCUUGGUUUUCUUAUGUUAAUGGGGAAACCAUUCGUGUUACUGGAGGAAGGAAUAUGUAG